GUCCGUGUAACGUCAAUGCAGCACCAGACCAAAGCAGUCGUUCGUCGGUUUGUUGCCAAUGACAGUCGCCUGCUAACUAAAGUCAUGGCGUUGCUCAAACAAAGUUGUUGUGUUGCUGGUCGUUUCUCCACAAACUAUCUGUGGCUGAAUCCCAGAUGUUUCCCACAUGUUUAUACCAGCAGUCUGACAACUGCGGCCAAAUCCUCCCCGGACCGGACUGACAGAAGGAAGGAGCUUCUGGACGAUGACGGGCCUGAUCUGCAAGACUUUAUUUCAGGGGAUCUGUCGGAGAAAAGCAAGUGGGCAGAAUACAAAGGCAACCUGAAGAGACAGAAGGGAGAGAGGCUACGGCUCCCUCCGUGGCUCAAGACAGAAAUCCCCAUCGGAAAGAACUACAACAGGCUGAAGAACACGCUGAGAGACCUCAACCUGCACACAGUGUGUGAGGAGGCCAGGUGUCCAAACAUUGGGGAGUGCUGGGGAGGAGGAGAGUAUGCCACGGCUACAGCCACCAUCAUGUUGAUGGGAGACACAUGUACCCGCGGAUGCAGGUUCUGCUCAGUAAAGACAGCCCGUCGGCCCCCGCCUCUGGACCCAGACGAGCCCUACAAUACAGCCAAGGCCAUCGCUGCCUGGGGGCUGGACUACGUGGUUCUCACCUCAGUCGACAGAGAUGAUAUUGCUGAUGGAGGCGCGGAGCACUUUGCCAAGACUGUUUCUAACCUGAAGGAAAGAAAACCUCAGAUCCUGGUUGAGUGUCUGACUCCAGAUUUCCGUGGUGACCUGGCAGCAGUGGAGAAGAUCGCCCUGUCAGGGUUAGAUGUUUACGCACACAAUGUGGAAACAGUGCGUGAGCUUCAAAGGCAUGUACGUGACCCCAGGGCGAACUUUGACCAGUCUCUGAGCGUCCUGAAACACGCUAAAAAAGUCAACCCCACUGUUCUCACCAAGACCUCCAUCAUGCUGGGACUGGGGGAGACUGACCAACAGAUACUCGACACCUUGACCGAGCUGCGAGAGGCAGGAGUGGACUGUCUAACACUCGGGCAGUACAUGCAGCCCACUAAACGCCACCUAAAGGUGGAAGAAUACAUCACUCCAGAGAGAUUUGCCCACUGGGAGAAAGUUGGGAACGACAUGGGCUUUGUUUACACGGCCAGCGGGCCACUGGUGCGCUCCUCCUACAAAGCAGGCGAGUUCUUCCUGAAGAAUCUACUGAAGAAGAGAAAAGCAGAAGUCACUGUAGCAGAAUGAAAACCAGCAGCUCCUACAGUCUGCCCUGCAUAUCGCUCUCACCUCGUCCCCACCUUUAACUAUACACAUUCACAGCUACAAGACCAGUUUUACUCCUGCAGCACUGUUAUGAGCCAUAGCACAAGAAACAUGUUUAUCAUAAUGAGUAUUAAGAAGCUGUGCAGUUUAAAAAAAAGAAGGCGGGUGGCUUUAAAUAAGGGCAACAGAAGUGACGUUAAGUACAGGGACCAUUCUUUUACUUCUGCUACUUUUCAGUGCACCUGUCCUUUACCUGUGACGACCUAGAGGUCUACAUUUUCGCGAGAGGAGAUCAAAGAGAACAAAGGGCAGAGAGAGGCCUGCAGAUACGUAGAUAAACCAGCAUGCAGAGAAAAUACAGCCUGGUGUGAGUAGUUGUAAUUUCUAAUCUCUGCACCUCAGGGGCCCCCUAGGUCACAUCCCCAAUCACCUCCCUCCCCUAAGGGGCUUCUGGAUUUCAGGUAAAGAGGCACUGACCUUUGACAGCGAGCUCUGUUUAUGAGCGCUUUGAUGUCUGCAGUUUCAGGACUGAUGGUUUAAUGAAGCAAGAGGGUAUUUGGUUUUGGUCUGAGGGUUCUUGCAGCAACUCAGAAGUAAAAUUAUAUAAUAACAGAUAUAUGUCUGCAAGGACUACUUUAUUACAUUACAGAAAGAUGUAUCUUUAUGCCGCACACUGACCGUUUAGACAAAACGAAUCUUUAAAAUGCACAUUUAUAUUUAAAUAAUUAAAACCUCUCAGUUCAAAUUU
Lates calcarifer (barramundi perch) is the source of this 2020-nucleotide messenger RNA. RefSeq names its product lipoic acid synthetase (gene lias). Gene Ontology annotation, molecular function: 4 iron, 4 sulfur cluster binding; lipoate synthase activity. The record is from RefSeq and is a predicted model, not a curated record. NCBI's taxonomy places the organism in Eukaryota, Metazoa, Chordata, Actinopteri, Centropomidae. Gene Ontology annotation, cellular component: mitochondrion. Gene Ontology annotation, biological process: lipoate biosynthetic process.